Messenger RNA from Ichthyophthirius multifiliis, 2304 nucleotides. RefSeq lists its product as hypothetical. Gene Ontology annotation, cellular component: nucleus. The transcript has 3 exons. The record is from RefSeq and is a predicted model, not a curated record. Lineage: Eukaryota; Ciliophora; Oligohymenophorea; Hymenostomatida. Gene Ontology annotation, biological process: reciprocal meiotic recombination. Gene Ontology annotation, molecular function: double-stranded DNA binding.
AUGACAAAUUUAAUUUAAAAAUUUUUUAAAAAAUUUGAUAUUUUUGGAAGUGAAGUAGGUUUAAAUUUUCAACGAAGUAAUGUCUUCUAAACCUAAUUUGGUGCCAUAAUAUCAUUUUUAUUCUUAGCACUAAUGAUGAUAUUUUUUUGGAACAAUUUAAUCUAAUUUUUCAUAAAAGAUACUGUUACAGUAACUGUCGAUAAUUCAUUUAAUCAAAACCCAGAGCCCAUAGAAUUAACAAAAAAAAAUUUUAUGUUCGCAAUUCGAGUAAUACAUGAAGAGUUUAUGACAAAUCCAUAUUUUAACAUAAGUUUUAUUGCAAAGCAUACAGAAUAUAAAGAAAACGGAGACGAAAAAAAAAAUGAAUUAUUUGAACUGCCAUUAGAACCUUGUACAAAAGAACAUUGGAUAAAUUUACCUAGUUAUAAUUAUAGUUGGGCAGAUGCAUUCGAAAGUAAAGGAUUAAAUAGGUAUUUAUGUCCUUUAUUAAAUUAAAAUUUCGUAAUUGGAGGAGCUUGGGGCUUUGAGAAUUAUGAUUAAUUAAUUUUAAAAAUAAAUUAAUGUAAAACAACAAAUUUCACAACGGAAAAAUGGAAACCAAUAUGUAAAAGUGAGGAGGAAUAUUAGAAAUUUAUCUAAGAAGGAUAAGAUAUUGAAAUCGAGCUUUUUCUUCCUGGGUAUGCUGUAAGUGGAAAUAAGCCUAGUAAUUAUAUUAACGGCUAUUUAAAUACAGCGGAUAUAUAUUAUUUUUUAUAGCCUUCAAAAUAGAGGAAAAUAGUGGAUAUUUUUCUUUCGUAUUUUAAUAUAAUGACUGAUGAGAGUCUUUUACCAUUUCAGGAAAUAAAAUAAGAGGGGUUUCCUUUUUUUGAAGUUGGGGGAUUUAGGGAGUAGAACUUUUUGGGAGAUUAUGAGAAUUUUUUGGAAAUUUAUAUUAGUAGAAGUUAUCUUACGUAAAAUAUGUCGAGGAGAUUUUAGAAAGCGGACGAAAUUAUUGCUUAUGUAGGAGGAUUUGCGCAAGCAUUUUUAAUUUUUUCGGCUUUUUUGGUAAGCUAUUAUAAUUAGUAUAUUUAUACAAUUGAAUUAGCGAAUAAAUUAUAUGAUUUUUAAAACGAAGAUGAUGAUAAUUAAAAUAAAGUUAAAUAGAGAAAAUAAAAUCAUUCAGGGUUUUUUUAAAAAUUAAAAAAUUUCAAUAAUAACAAAAGUAAAGAUAAAAUUUAGAGUAAAAAAUCUAGCUCUUCUCAGGAUUCAUCUAUAGAAAAAUAAAAGGAAAAUAAAUAAAUAAAAAGUAUGUCUUUCAAUAAAAUCCAACAAAUGUAAAUACGUAAAUAAAAAUAUUAAAGUAAUUUUUCUUUAGAAAAGCAAAUUAAGGUUAUAAAUAAAGAUAAUCCUAUUGAGACAAAAAACUUUAUUUUAUCGCCUUAGAAAAUAAUUGAUUAGAAAAGAUUUAACUUUUGUUUGGAUUAAAAUACUUUUAAACUAUCUUAAUAGUUAAGAACUUCUUAAAAUGUAAAUACUUAAUAAGAAGAUGAGAUUUAAACUGAAAUCAAAAAUAAUUAAAAUUAAUAAUUCGAAAUAAACAAUAAUAUAUUCACCAAAAUACUGGAGGAAAAAGAUUAAGAAUAGAGAAAAAAAUUCCUUUCAAAAGAAUUCGAAUAUAUAAUAAAAAGAGAUAGAUAAAUAAAAAUGACUUAUGAGUAUUUUGUACAUAAAAUGUCCUGUGGUAAACUAUGUAAAACAAGAAAAGUCUAACUUAUUGAAAAAGCAUAAGAAUAAAUUGAAAAAGAUUUAGAUAUUUUUCAUAUUUUGGAUAAAGUAAAAGAAGUAGAAAAAUUAAAAAGGCUUUUUUUAGAUAAAGAGUAACUUAUAUUAUUUAAUUUUUUCCCUAAACCUAUUAUUGAUAUUAAUAAAGGAUCAAAAAAAAGGAAUUCAAAAUAAACUAAUGAUAAAAAAUUUAGAAUAAAUAAAUAUAUGAAAGGAUAAUUUAGAUAAUUACCAAUUACUUUAAUGAAAGCGGCUUCAAGAUUUAAAUAGUCAUUAACCAAAAAUAAUAAAUAGUAAAAAAAACUAUAGGUUUUCUAAAAAUUAUAUUAAGCAUAUGAUUAAAUUUGCUAGUAAAAAGAUAGUAAUUUAAAUUAAAAAUUAAUAGACUUUUUAGGACAUGAAAUGAAAAAUAUAUUCGAGAAAUCUAAAUUGAUAAAUUUUAAACAUAGAGCAUUAUUUGGUGUAAAAAAGUAAACCUAAAUUAUAAGUAAUAAAAAUAAUUAUAUUAAUAAAACUAGUGUUGAUUUAAAAUUUGAAGAUUGA